Molecule: messenger RNA, 609 nt
Organism: Pezoporus flaviventris
Lineage: Eukaryota; Metazoa; Chordata; Aves; Psittaciformes; Psittacidae
Product: S-adenosyl-L-methionine-dependent tRNA 4-demethylwyosine synthase TYW1B-like
Exons: 2
Coding region: 37-288 (83 amino acids)
Biological process (GO): wybutosine biosynthetic process
Molecular function (GO): 4 iron, 4 sulfur cluster binding
Source: RefSeq, a predicted model, not a curated record
CAUACAAAUCCAGUGGGCACAGAGUGGCAAUGGAAGAUGGACCAACCUGAAAUGAUCUUGCAGGAGGCUAUUGAGAACCAUCAGAAUAUGAUCAAGCAGUUCAAAGGCGUCUCAGGAUUACAAGCAGCUCGCUUUGAGGAAGCAAUGACCGCAAAGCAGUGCGCACUGUCACUGGUGGGAGAGCCCAUCAUGUACCCGGAGAUCAACCGGUUUGUGAGGCUCCUGCACCAGCACAGCAUCUCUACCUUCCUGGUUACAAAUGCACCGUUCCCAGAUGAGAUUAGGUAAGAGAUGGACAAAAUACCUCCCUACUAAAACAUUUGAGUGCAGACUUGUGUUUUAAUUCCACUUAUUGCUCAUCAAUCAGCUCUGUGCUGACAGUGAAAAAGCCCACUCAGUAUCGCAUCUAUUUGAUUUUAACCUUUGUCUCCCCAUGCUCUUUCUCAUCCCUUUUUCUACCAGUUUGAUUUUUCCUUUCUGUAUCUCUUAAAGUGGGGUUACCUCUGAAAAGGAAGAGGAUAUAAUAUAGUACCUCCUGGACGUACAGCGGAAGAAGAGCGAGUGAGCUGCGUAUUGGGCUUGGGGACAUGGAUGAUAACUAGUGCAAGU